Dermacentor silvarum is the source of this 7213-nucleotide messenger RNA. RefSeq lists its product as uncharacterized. The record is from RefSeq and is a predicted model, not a curated record. Bases 73 to 3735 code for a protein of 1220 amino acids. NCBI's taxonomy places the organism in Eukaryota, Metazoa, Arthropoda, Arachnida, Ixodida, Ixodidae. The transcript has 16 exons.
CGGGCUGAUGUGAACAGCCCGGUGCCGGGGAUGACGGACGCUUUUUGCUCGUAGACGGUGCUUCGGCCCAAGAUGGUCUAUAGCUGGUCCACCAUGGUGCCCCUGGUCUCCUUUCUCGCGGCGCUAAGGAUUUUGACCGAAGCUCAAAGUUGCAACAAUGGGGUCGGGAAGCUAGUCUACGAAAAAAUCUCCGACUACAAGCUCAGCGCCGGCUUCGGCGGCGGACGGCAACGCGUCGAACUGAUCACCCGCGCCGAGCAGCCAAUCAAGGUGUUGGAGGAGUGCGUCCGUCGCUGCCAAGAAGACCGGACGACGGCCGUGGCUCAGUGCCUGUCGUUCGACUUCAUGCCCGGACGCCGGAGACCACCGACUCCGGCGCAGUCCGCCGGCUCGGCUCCCGUGGAGUUCGAGGAGUCCGUGUGCUACCUCUACUACGACAGGGCGUCGCCCGACGGAGGAGAGACGCUCGUGCGCCAGAACAACGCCUGGCACUUCAACGAAGUCUGCCUCUCCUCCAGCAAAGUGAUCACCGAGUGCUCUAGCCGGCUGUACGUGUUCGACCGGAGCCCCGGCUACCGGAUGGAUGGCGUCGGCGACAAGGAGGUGUAUGCGACGAACCGCACCGAAUGCGAGGACAAGUGCCUCUCCGAAGCGAGCCUGGUGUGCCGGUCGGCCACCUACGACCGCGCGGGGCAGCAGUGCCGGCUUAGCCCGGAGACCCGGUACAUGAACCCCAAGGGCUUCAAGCCGGACUCCAAUGCCGAGUACAUGGAAAACCUCUGCUUGCCGAGCUCUCAGCUGUGCACCACGACGGCGUUCAUCCUGGAGGCCGGCAAGGAGCUGGACGGGGCCUUCGAGCGCGAGGUGGUCUCCACGCGUGACCUGCAGGAGUGCUCAAACUACUGCACGCGCAGCCUGUCGGAGCGGGGCUACUUCUGCCGCUCGUUCCUGUUCGACGACAAGGCGCGCACGUGCACGCUCUACGACGAGGACCCGCUGGGCUACGGCGAAGGCAGCGAGGGCCACAAGCCGCUCAAGAGCAGCACGGGCGACCUCUACCGGGUGCUGUGCGGGAGCUCCGAGCGCGACGUGCUGCUCAACAACGCCACGUUCGAGUGCUACCGGCGCAAGCGGCUGGACGGCUCGCACCAGGUGGAGGUGAAGGCGUACUCGUUCCACGAGUGCCUGGACGAGUGCAUGCGGCGCUACUCCAGGGACUGUCGCUCGGUCGAGUACUCGUCGCGCUACCAAAUGUGCCGCUUCAGCUCCUACGACGGCCAGCCCAGGCCGAACCUGAUCGACGACGACCACUACGACUUUUACGAGUUCAAGUGGUACCGGAGCGCCGGCCACGCCGGAGGCCACGGCUACGGACCUGGACUCAGCGGAGGGGGCGCGGCCGGCGGCGUUGGUGUAGCGGGAGGCGCCGUUCCUGGUUUCGGCACAGGAGGCGGCGGCUACGGUCCUCCGCCGCCGUCUCCUGGCUUCGGUGGCCACGUAGGCUCCGGCGGCCCGGGCGGCUACCACCACGGCUGGCACGGCAUACACGGUACCCACCGGGGCUACCCGUCGCCCGGCGUACCCGGAGCUGGUGGCGGCGGCUACGACCCGCCCAGCUAUCCCCACGGCCGCUGGCCUCCGACCAGCUAUCACCCACUCCCGGGCCGCGGUUCCUCGAUCGGUUCGUCGAGUGGUGGCUACGGGGCGUCCUCGGGAGGCUACGGUUCCGGAGUCUACUCCACGGGUAGCUACGGCGGCUACGGAAGCGGGUCUUGGAGCAGCGGCAGCGGUGGUUACGGCGGCACUUCCGUCGCCGGAGGGUUUUCGGGAGGCGGUUACGGGAGCGGCGGCUACGGCGCCAGUCCCUAUGGUGGAGCUCCCGGCGGAGCUCCCGCGGCAGCGGGUGGCGUGGUGCCGCCGAUCCACGGAGGUGCAGGGACGUUUCCCGCCCACCCGCCGCCUCCCCCGCCUCCCCACGUGCCCCACCAACCGCUCCCUCCCGUGGGGGGAGCGGUAGGCCCGCCGCCGCCACCGUUCGCGCCGCCGCUUCCGCCUGGCUUGGCGGAGAAGUGUAAGUUCUCGUCGGCCGUGUUCCGGCGCGUCGGCUACGGGACGAGGCUCAAGAGCUUCUACGUGAGGCGGGUGGUCCGCACCGAGCGGCUCGAAGAGUGCGAGCAGGCCUGCUCCGAAGCUCAGGACAUUCACUGCAAGUCCUUCAACUUCAGGGCAUUCUUCCCGGACAACUGUGAGCUCAGCGACUACGACUCCCGACAGCUGCAACUCAGCAACCCGUCCCACUUCGACCAGAGCACGCAGUUUGACUACUACGAACGCGACGACCUCGGACACGGCCCUGGUGGUGCGGGAGGCGACUGCUUGGACGGCAACCAGACGUGCACGCCGGAUGGGAUGGAGUUUACUCUGAGAACCGUGGACGGCUUCUACGGCCGGAUCUACACGUACGGCUUCUACGACUCGUGCUUCUACGACGGGAACGGAGGAAGCGUCAACGUGCUCAGGAUAAGCCGGGCCAAUGGGUUUCCCCGAUGCGGCACCCAGCAGUAUGGCGACGUGAUGACUAACAUCGUCGUGGUCCAGUUCAACGACUACGUGCAGACAAGCAGGGACAAGAAAUACAAUCUCACGUGCUACUUCUCGGGACCUGGCGAAGCGGUUGUGACUUCUAACUACCUGGACACAAGGACGGACGGUCGGUACCCGACGCAGAUAGAGCAUCUACCGGCCCAGAACAUCCUGACCUCGAACGUCCAGCUGCGCAUCCUGUACCGUGGCACUCCAACAACCACCAUCGCCGUAGGGGACUUGCUGACAUUCAGGCUAGAGGCAAGGGGAAAGUACCAAUUCGAUUUCUACAGCGACAUCUUUGCCGCCAACGUGAUUGCCAAGGACCCCUACUCCGGAAGACAGGUUCAUCUCAUCGAUUCCAGAGGUUGCCCCGUCGACUUGUACGUGUUUCCCGAGCUUCACAAGGCUCCAGACGGUGCGCUGGAGGCCGAGUUCUACGCCUUCAAGAUACCGGACUCAAACCUGCUCGUCUUCCAGGCGACAGUGCGGACAUGUCGCGGCCCUUGCGAGCCGGUGAUUUGCAGCGACCGUGGCCGGCCCGGCACGUUCCCUUCGUGGGGCCGCCGGAAGCGUGCCGUGCCCCAACAGCCCAGUGCGCCGGCUGCCGUCGCUCUGCCCACGAUGAAGAUGAGCAACACCACCAAGGCGGCGGCGGCGGCAGCAGUCGCGACUGACGGCGUAGGCCAGUCGCCGAAGCCCGCGAAGAACGCCACCAAGGCCACAAACUCGAGCGAAGAGGAAGCCGAGGAGGUGCACGAGCUGCUGCACGUGUAUCUCUCGCGUGCCGACAUUCCGCACGACGGCCCGUCCGCACUCUACAAGAAGCCGACAGUGUGCGUCGCCCAGUCCGGCUACUACGCCCUGGUGGUGGUACUCGCCAUCCUCAUCUGCGCGCUCGUGGGGGUUGCCAUGGGAGCCACGUUCUACGUCCGAAGGGUCAAGCUACAGGUGAAGGAGGCCCAGGCCGGACUGACUUCGCCCAGUCCGUGCAGCAUGUACGUGUCCCAGUUCCAGCCGGCUCCUCCGGUCUCCAAGUUCGAAGACCCGAGCGAACCGAUUUACACGGACCCUUCGCUGUUCGAGAGGUCCCGGUCUCUGCGAAGCCUGACCGUGUCGCACGUCGGCAAACUGAAGGGCGACUUUGACUGAUAGGCGUCGACGGCAUUUGACCGGUGUGAACGAGCUGCGUGAGCUUGACAGCUUAAUCCGACCCAACCGAGCGACGAAGGAACGAAGUCGAAAACGAACAAUGCGGGAUUGUGUUCUCGGAGAACUGGUUUCCUCUGCAGCGCGCAAAAUAUCACAGAAAAAAGUAACGAAGUGUAUGUAUAUUAAGGGAAUUUCAGUCGCCCUUGCUUUUAUUGUUAACUGACGUGCUUAUUUUGUACAAAGUAAUAUAAGUAUAUAUACAACAGGCUAAAAAAAACUAUCACAGAUGGAAGACUGUGACACGGUUCUCUCUGCACAAGUUCAGCUUGCUUCACACGGUGUUGCAUAAAAAUCACGCACUUUGUUUUUGCUCUGUUUUGUUCAGACGCUAGCAAUACAAAAUAAAAUUACGUUUAUUGAUCGAAUCACACUAAAGAAAUACUCCGAAGCAUUUUAUCAGUGCUCCAUUAUCAAAGUAGAUCCGUCAUCCCAUUAUUUGAAUAUUCCUGAUUUUUCGUAAGUGAAUAACUGUGCCGUGAAGAUAUACCUUAUAUCAUUGCAUUCCAAACCACUCCUGUGAAAGUCUAUUGAACUCUCUCGUGGCUAUCGGCGGUUAAGCCACUGUCGUCUUUCCACAGAUAUCGCAGUGUGCGGGAAGAGAGGAGAUAAACACAUAUUGUUCCCGACGAUAGUUUUAUUCCCUUGUGUUUGUCUGCUUCGGGAAAAAUGUGUUAUAGAAGUAUAAGUUAAACGUGCAAGUGAAGCCAGCGGUGAAGCUUUUGUGUAGUAAGGCGCCGUCAAUGUCACAUGACUGUAUUAUCGCACCUCGGAUAAGACUGUGCACAGCUGCCUUCUGGCUAUUCAAUUCGCGUGCAAAACUUAAGUUUGCUUGAUUUCUGUAGUGUUCAUGUUCUCUUUUGAACUGUCUGUUGCUUGGCUAAGAUACCGAGCACAAACAACCGCUGCAAAAAUAUGUGCGAGUGACAACCACUGGAAUUGGAACACAAAUGCACUGAAAUCUGUCAUACAACAAGGGAUAACGAAUGCCCCCACGACACACACGUACUCAAUCUUUCUCUUCCGUUAAAAGAAGCGUCCCGGUGGCUUGGCAUGUAGGUGGGACUCUGGCGACUUCUUCUAUUUUUUGCCAAGCCGUAUAAGCGCGCUUAGUGUCCGAAGCUGUACUUCCACUCGUCUUCCAUUUGCUAUGCUAGUGACAGUUACCAGAGGAAAGGAAUUGACGGCAGCGCUUCGGUACCACGUCUAUGGGGAGCCAGCGCUGGUACGGAGGCGUUACAGCAGUUGCGUACACUGAAAUAGGCUUACACCCUCCGGUACGGAUGCAACAAAAAUGGCACCACAUUAGAGAGUUUUAGUUUAGGGGACGCAACCGGCUAGCGUACGCAAUAUCUAGGGGCCAGGGUAUUGCGCAUGACGCAUAUGCGACUGAAGUGUUGAGUCCAACAUCUCCCAUUUUCGGGACAUAUCAAACUCUAUUUCUGAAGCUCUAUUUUGCGCGAUAACACACGUGUGCGAAGGAGCGCACGCGCUCCUACGCUCAAGCACGCUGGCGCCCAAUCAGGUUGGAAGAUGGCCACACCUGCCACAAGACCCCCCCCCCCCCCCCCCUUCCCCCCAUGGGCUACUGAAAAAUAUUUCCUCCACUUGCUAGGCUGUGUGUUACGGCGCUGCUGUCGACGCGCGAAGUUUGAGCGCUGGUUGUUGAUAUUAUCCUGGCUGUCUCACUUCUUAUGUUAAACUUGCGGCGCAGAAGGAUCUCGACAACGUGUGGGCACUCGUGAAAGCGUCUCGUGACUGGAUAAAUAGAACGAGAUGGGAAUGCGGGCGUGAGGGGCAGACAUAACGUUCGGACGACACAGCCUCUGAUUAUGCAUGCGUGCGUUGUUUCUACACGCGAUAAGAUAGCUCGUUCAAAUAGCACGUGCGUUUAUUCCGUCCUUGACAUUUAUUCAGUUUAGCUUGCUAUCUAAGUUGCGUUAAGAGGGGGAGAGAUAAAGCUGGUGCGUAGCCUACAUGCGAAAUAUUUCCAUAUGCGACAGAAAUUGUGGAGUCCAACAACUCCCAUUUUCGAGACAUCUCAAGAUAGUUAUGUUUGUCGUCUUCAAGACGUUUUCCGCACUCUCAGCCGGUUCUCUCUCUCUCUCUCUUUUUCUCACCGCUGGCAAUAUGUUUCCCAGUUCUGCGUACUAAGAGCCGGGCGUUGGCUGGCUUCUAACAAGUCGCUGUUUUUAUACAUCAGGUAUUUUUUUUCUUAAAAUAAUUAUGGCCUUCUGCAUAUUUUGACAUCCUUAAUUGAGUCCGUCUGCUUCGUGACCUCUUGAGAUGGCCUGGAAUGUCACACUCUUGUGAAUACGUCUUGCCCGUUGGAAACGCGAAGAGCACAAUGUGCCAUGCGAAGCAAAACUGAGUACGGCGACAGCAUUUCGAUUUGUUUUUCACCGAUGUCUUAAACACAAUUAGUGCCGUCUCUCAAUACGUGCAUUGAUAUUUUCCCUGCGUAUUGUCAAAUCAAUUUCUAUCGAGCUGGAUUUUCAAAGAAACUGACGAAGCAACUUAUGCGCCUUGGCUUACUUCUGUUCUGUAAAUACCUUAUGCGAGCGAUGCACUCACACCGCGGCGACCUCUGAAGGCACUUUAUCAGCGCGCUUCAAGGCGAACUGAUGACAAUUUUAAUAGAGGUGACAACGGAAAGAAGCACUGCGCACGCCCCAUGAAGAGCUUGAAGCAGUUGGCUCUGGACAGUAUGUAAUUAGGAGGAACGCGCGGUUGGUCGCUCAUCAUUAAUUUACGCGCAUUCAUCCCUAUAUUUACAAACCUGUGAUGUAGAUCGGUGGGAGUAACCAGGAUCGGUAUAACGUAGGGAUGCCGUAACGCGAUUCGAUGCCUUUCUCAGCAUCUACCGUUCAUGAGCGGCCAAUCACGGAGAUAACGUAAGCAGAGCGCAGCUCAUACCACUGUUGAACUACUAAGGACGUAAAAGAAUAGCAUUGAAAUAGAAUCGCUAUAACAGACCAGACGUUAUUUGGCGUUUCUCGACCGAAUUUCGUUGUACACUAGAUAAGGGCUAGAAUACUCACCGGUGACAGGCCAUAAAUCUCGGUAUCGAAAUAUCUCACUUAUUACCUUCCCAUAACCACGUGACCAGGUUAGCGGUGAAUGAUGUCCGUUAUCAACGUUGCACUGCAAGGGCUAGCGCUUUUUCACGUGUUUUGCUUUAUCACGCUAUCGCUCGUAAUUGCAACCGGAAAUUGCCCAGAGUGUGUCCUAGAUUAUGUGCUACAGCAUGCUUCAUUUUGUAGCGGCCAGUGCAAUGUUUUAAUCGAAGAUAAUAUAUACGAACAUCAAACGUUUUGCCUUGCUGUGCGCGUAGUUAAAGCUCAGCCCGUCUUGAGUCUUCACUUUUACGCAAGCGCUGUGACAUUUUGUUGAUGUAACCGAAUAAAUGCCGUGGAUAAGA